AUGUUAAAUUCUGAUGGGUAAGCUAAAUCUGGUGAACAAAACAUUAAAUUGAUUUAAUAUCUUGAAGUAAUUGGAUAUUCUACCCUAGAAUGAUAGGGCUAUAUCCAAAGGGGAAGAGACCUUAUGUUAUCCCUUUAAGGAAAUAUUUUUUGAAAUUCUGAUUGGAGUGAAUUUACCUUCAUUGCAUAUGCUAGCCUAAUACAGAAUUUAAUGUUGUUGA
Paramecium octaurelia is the source of this 220-nucleotide messenger RNA. The record is from the annotation of a GenBank genome assembly. NCBI's taxonomy places the organism in Eukaryota, Ciliophora, Oligohymenophorea, Peniculida, Parameciidae.